AGGUUACCAACUCUGAAGGGUACUGAUUUAAAUCAUCAUGGCCAUGUCUAUCCUCACCCAUAUUUUGUCUGGCCUGUUUGGAAUGGGCUCCUGGGUCACCAUCUGCGGACUGUUUGUGGAACUUCCGCUAAUCGUCCCACAUGUUCCUGAGGGCUGGUAUCUUCCCUCCUAUGUCUCCGUCAUCAUUCAAAUGGCCAACAUCGGACCUCUGUUUGUCACAUUAAUGCACCGCUUCCGACCAGGAACGCUCAGCGAGACUGCAGUUAUCUAUUUUAUUGUUGGUUUCGGAAUAUUAGCCAGUCUCUUACUGGCGUUCUUCUGGAGUGAAACAGUGGUGGUGCAAGGUGUGGAGCGCAGUGUUCCUCUCCUCCUCCUCAUCUUCUUCAUCUCCAUAGUGGACUGCACUUCUUCGGUCACGUUCCUUCCCUUCAUGACGCAGCUCAAAGCCGAGUAUCUAAUGACUUAUUAUAUUGGAGAAGGUUUAAGCGGUCUGGUCCCAGCUUUAAUGGCAAUGGUUCAAGGUGUUGGCGUGAUGGAAUGCGUCAAUGCAUCUCAAAUCCUUAGAUCCAACCAAACACAUUUAAACUCAUCUGAAGGGAAUGCUAACUAUCUAGUUCCUAGCUACCAACCUGCUAACUUCUCAGUUGAAGCCUAUUUUUUCUUCCUGACAGCUAUGAUGGUGGUUUGUCUGGUGGCGUUUUUACUUUUAAACUACCAUCCGGCUGUGGCUCGAGAACGGCCUAAUAACAUUCCUGAGUCCCAUUGGAAAAACAAGAAAUCGGAGAAUAAACCGAUGAUGAGUUCUCAAAGGACUGUUCAGAAAGCCAGAAGCUCGUUUGGGAAAGGGACGUACACAUGGGUGCAAGUUGUAUACAUCUAUAUUAUCAUAACAUGGGUAAAUGCAUUGACCAACACUGGUUUGCCGUCAGUGCAGUCAUAUUCAUGUUUGCCGUACGGAGAUCAAGCCUAUCACUGGUCCGCCACUAUGGCCAAUGUUGCCAAUCCUAUAGCUUGCCUCAUCACUAUCUUUUACACACAACGAUCAUUAGUGCUGAUGGGAGUCCUCACGUCUCUUGGUUCUCUUAUUGGAGUUUACAUCAUGGCCAUGGCUGUGUUGAGUCCCUGUCCACUGCUAGUUCAUGACACCUCUGGAGCUGUCAUUAUUGUGUUGGCAUGGUUCUUAUUCAUCUUCGUCCUCUCCUACGUGAAGGUAAUUGCUGCUGUCAUCCUGCGAGAUGAAGGCCACAGCGCCCUCGUGUGGUGUGGAGCAGUAGUGCAGCUGGGCUCAAUGUUGGGGGCAGUUACUAUGUUUCCUUUGGUCAACGUUUUUGACUUUUUCACUUCAGGGGACCCAUGUAGCACGAACUGCUUAUGAGAUAUGGGAGCUGCAAAUCAUAUUUAU
Molecule: messenger RNA, 1402 nt
Organism: Danio aesculapii
Lineage: Eukaryota; Metazoa; Chordata; Actinopteri; Cypriniformes; Danionidae
Gene: slc52a3-2a
Product: riboflavin transporter 2
Exons: 3
Coding region: 38-1375 (445 amino acids)
Biological process (GO): riboflavin transport
Cellular component (GO): plasma membrane
Molecular function (GO): riboflavin transmembrane transporter activity
Source: RefSeq, a predicted model, not a curated record